AUGGCGGCAACGACGCUGGCGCUGAGCAGCGGGCACCAGAUGCCGGCGGUGGGGCUCGGCGUCUGGCGGAUGGACUCCUCCGCCCUGCGCGGCCUCAUCCACUCCGCCCUCCGCGCCGGCUACCGCCACUUCGACUGCGCCGGUACGCACCCGCGCGCCCGCCCGCCUCCUACUCCUGUCCAGUCUCUACCUCCCCACAUCGAAUCGAAUCCCCGCGACUCAUCUCCGCGCCGGCGGGGUUCUAUGCUGUGUUGCGGCGCCGCGGAAGUGGUCGAGGCGGCGGCACGGUUCGCACUGCGCGGUGGAGUAGAGUUGUGGAAUUCAGAUCAUGGGCAUGUAGUUGAAGCCUGCAAGGAUAGUCUGAAGAAGCUGCGACUGGAUUAUCUAGAUCUCUACCUUAUUCACUUCCCGGUAGCUACUAAGCAUACUGGAGUUGGCAUAACUCCCAGUGUGCUUGGCGACGAUGGUGUGCUUGAUAUUGAUGCCACUAUCUCACUGGAGACAACAUGGCAUGUAAUGGAAGAUCUUGUUUCCAUGGGACUGGUUCGCAGCAUUGGGAUUAGCAACUACGACAUCUUCCUUACCAGAGACUGCUUGGCGUAUGCCAAGAUAAAGCCCGCGGUGAACCAAAUCGAGACACACCCUUACUUCCAGCGCGACUCUCUUGUGAAGUUCUGCCAGAAGCAUGGAAUCUGUGUCACUGCACACACACCCCUGAGUGGCUCCACUGCCAACACGGAGCGGUUUGGCUCCGUCUCAUGCCUCGACGACCCUGUCAUCAAGUCUCUGGCGGAGAAGUACGGCAAGACGCCGGUGCAACUCGUCCUCAGGUGGGGCCUCCAGAGGACCACGGUGGUGAUCCCAAAGACCUCCAAGGUGGAGAGGCUGGAUGAGAACUUGGCGGUGUUUGACUUCGACAUCUCGGGCGAGGACAUGGAUAAGAUCAAGGCCCUUGACCGCAACUACCGCACCAACAAUCCAGCCAAGUUCUGGGGCAUUGACCUCUACGCUUGAUCGAUUCCACUGCAUGAUUUGCUUCCCGGACAGCACCAACAAGAAGUUACCAUUUCUUAGCUGAGACGAAAUUGAUUUCUAGAGGAUGUAUUUGCAACACCGCUGAUCAGUUCAUUGUCCGAUUCAUGCCAAUUAAUAUAUAUCCGGUUCAUUCUCAUGGUA
Molecule: messenger RNA, 1176 nt
Organism: Lolium rigidum
Lineage: Eukaryota; Viridiplantae; Streptophyta; Magnoliopsida; Poales; Poaceae
Product: NADP-dependent D-sorbitol-6-phosphate dehydrogenase-like
Exons: 5
Coding region: 1-1014 (337 amino acids)
Molecular function (GO): oxidoreductase activity
Source: RefSeq, a predicted model, not a curated record